Molecule: messenger RNA, 3149 nt
Organism: Oryzias melastigma (Indian medaka)
Lineage: Eukaryota; Metazoa; Chordata; Actinopteri; Beloniformes; Adrianichthyidae
Gene: barhl2
Product: BarH-like homeobox 2
Exons: 3
Coding region: 681-1769 (362 amino acids)
Biological process (GO): regulation of transcription by RNA polymerase II
Cellular component (GO): nucleus
Molecular function (GO): DNA-binding transcription factor activity, RNA polymerase II-specific; RNA polymerase II transcription regulatory region sequence-specific DNA binding
Source: RefSeq, a predicted model, not a curated record
CCGUCUAUAUUUUCCUGCGCGGCCUAACAUGAAGCAAAAGUAUUGUUUUCCUUUUUCCAUUAAAAAUAAAACAAAAAAAGCUGCAGCUUCCAAACUCGCGGCUGGAUGAUAAAGAAGCAACUCCCUGAUUGGCUGGCUGGCGGAGCCGGUGAGGAUGCAAGCCAAUGGGCGCGCGGCGGAGAGGUGGGUGGGCGGAUGCGGAGGUGGGAGAGAGAGGGAAAAAGGCGUCGGGUAUUUAUUAUAAAGGAGAAAAUAUUAAUUCCCCCCGCCGUGGGCCGUGACGUCAGCAUAGGAAGUGGUUGUAGAGCAACACCGGAGCGAUUAGCAGCCCAGAAAAAAAGAAAGGAAGAAAAAGGGGGGAGCCUGAUGUCGAGGAGUCAGCCUCAUGUAUAUCUCUGAAUACGCCUCAACUUUUAACUCAAAGUUCAACAUCCAAACACAAAAAGGGACGAGGAUACGCACAGGCGCGCUUUGCUUUUACGCGCGUUCCCUGAAUGUUGGAGCUACAGUCCUGGAUUUCUGCCUGACCCGGGUUUAUUCCUCAACUCUUUUUUAAUUUUUUUUUCAAUUUUCCUCACUCCUCCGAGUUCCUUUUACCUGAUUUUCUUCAGAUCUUUCCUGUCAGUGGAGGAAGACUGCUCCUGCUGUUGUUAUGAAGGCUCCAGCAGUUCUUUCUUAACAUGGAAGCGUCCAGCGGGUCCAGUUUUGGGAUAGACACGAUUUUAUCCAGCGCCUCAAACUCUGGUAACCCCGCGCUCAUGAACGGAGAUUUCCGCCUCGGCGACAGCAGGACAGCGGAUUUCAGGAGCCAGGCAACCCCAUCGCCAUGCUCGGAGAUAGACACCGUGGGAACGGGCCCCUCGUCCCCCAUCUCCGUCACCAUGGAGCACGCCGCCGACGCGCAUCUGGUCCAGGACAGCCUUCAGCAGCAUCACCACCACCACCAGCCGCAGAGCCUGCCGCUGUCGCCGCAGCAGCAGCCGCAGCUCGCCGGGGCCGGCUGCGCCCCGAGGACUGCCACCUCCUCCUUUCUAAUCAAAGACAUUUUGGGCGACAGUAAACCGCUGGCAGCCUGCGCACCUUACAGCACCACAGUAUCCUCACCUCAUCACACCCCCAAAGCGGAAAGUGCCACGGCUCCGGACGUCUUCAGGCCCAAGCUGGAACAGGACGAAAACAGAAGCAAAUUGGACAAACGGGACGAAAUCCCCAGCGACAUGAAAUGCAACGGCACCAAAGAAGAAGGUGACCGGGAGAUCUCCAGCAGCAGAGACAGUCCGCCGGUACGCACGAAAAAACCGCGCAAAGCGCGCACGGCCUUCACGGACCACCAGCUUAACCAGCUGGAGAGGAGCUUCGAGCGGCAGAAAUACCUCAGCGUGCAGGAUCGCAUGGACCUGGCGGCGGCUCUCAACCUGACCGACACGCAAGUCAAGACCUGGUACCAGAACAGACGGACGAAGUGGAAGCGGCAGACGGCGGUGGGUUUGGAGCUCCUGGCUGAGGCAGGAAACUAUUCGGCCUUACAGAGAAUGUUCCCCUCGCCCUACUUCUACCACCCGAGCCUGCUCGGCACCGUGGACGGAACCACGGCGGCCGCUGCGGCCGCGGCCAUGUACAGCAGCAUGUACCGGACUCCAUCCGCGCCGCACCCCACCCUCCAGAGACCUCUCGUCCCCCGGGUGCUCAUUCACGGACUCGGCCCGGGGGGGCAACCGGCGCUAAACCCCCUGUCCAACCCAAUGCCUGGCACGCCGCACCCGCGGUAGAUGCGCGCAAACUCCGGACGCUGUUCCAGCACGCGGGCUUGUGCCGCAAAGACACACUUAAAGCUAUUUGACAGACGCGGCUGUGGAGGUAUUUAAUUUUGGGCCCCAUGCAGCAGCACCAGCAGCUGGAACUCAGACUCUGCGUCUCUGCGCGCGGACUGCUCCUGUCUGAUUGUUUGUUUGUAUUUUGUACAAAUACACUUAACAUUAGCAAAUAAACUUAUAAAGUUUAUUAGAUGGAGAAGAAGUGAAUGAAUAAAGAAGUAAUAAUACUAACUAAAACUGCAUGCUUUUAUGGGAACCGAAAUUUCUCACCAGACACAAAAUUGCGCAAACUCCAGCCAAACAAUGCGCAUUUCUUUAGGUUUUAUUGCAACUCUCCAAACAGGUUCGCCAUAAAGUUGAUUAAUUUGCCACCCCGACCCCAUAAUUUGAGUCUAUUUUAGUCACUUAAAAAGGGAGUAAAAUGAUUGGUUCCUGCAAGUGGUCAGACCGGAGGCAACUUUCCCCUGAAUGUCCGCAGCGCACAUGCAUAUGGAUGCGCAGCAGCUGAUUGGUGGCGCGGGGUUGAGCUGGGCACGCUGGGAAUGCGGCCCGGGCUCAGCAGCUGUUCCCUGGGAGCGCAACAGACAAUGAGGCUGAAUUUCUCAGCGUGCAUGGAGCGGUCAGGACAGGAGGGGGGGAGCGCGCGUCUUUACGCGCGCGCGUGGAGGAGGGGUGUUAAGUUGCUGAUAAUCUGCUCAUUCUUAAUGAGUAAUAACCGCUGGUGAAGUCGUUCGGGAAUCUCCCGUGACCUUCAGUUUGUCGAGUUUUAUGCGUAGUUGUUUUUUUUUUUUUUUGGCGCAAAUAACUCUUAUUCUCAAUAUUUGCACAAAAUGUAGAAAUUUCAAAGAAAGCAGACAAUUUAUAGUUUUUGCUCACUCCAUAGAUGAAUUACCCAAAUGCAUAAAAUCAAAACAAUGUUUUCUAUUUUUUUUCUUUUUGUGUGCACAUAAUUCAACGAUUGGUAAUGACGCAAAACCCCCUUUACAUCAUCCUGGAUGUCAGGGGCCUAUAUGGAAGCCGCGCCACCGAAAGCAUCGUUGGCCUACAUAUCCCCUCCCCAAAAAAAUAUUAGGCUGCCAUAUUGACCCCGCAGCUUUUGGCCAUUACUGUGCUACAGAGCCAUUGCAUCGUUGUUCAUAUGCAUGACUUCUGCGCCAUUAUUUAUUUAUUGCGCUCUGCGGGUGGGAGGGAGCGGAGGAGAGGGGAGAGGAGAGGAGGGCGUUUCUGCGGCUGAGCGCCUCUCCUUCCAAAUCAUUAAUAACAGGCUGGCGCCGCAGCUCGGAAUUAAUAAGCUGCCAACACCUCGUUACCUGGUGGCUCAUUUAAAAAAAAAAA